UCGACUUCAUCGACUUGCCGGCCACCCCUGCCGGCUACAACUCCGACUUUCGCGAGGUCUACGCGCACUGCGUGCCCGGAGCUCGAGUCCGUCAGACCCGCAGUCCGCCGAUGUCGUCUGCUGACCCGCCGUCGAGCCGACCAACCCACCUCCCGAAUGCUGUCGUCACGUCGAUGGGGGCGACGCCUCCGUUCGGCGAAGGCUACGCCGACGGCGAGGGCGCAGACGGCUCGACAGGGUCCGACCUCGAGUCCCGGCGGCAGACGAGGCUGCCCAACUACUGCCUGGCCGACGGGCUCUGGCAUUUGGCGACCAAAGGGCACUGCGAA
Molecule: messenger RNA, 329 nt
Organism: Protopolystoma xenopodis
Lineage: Eukaryota; Metazoa; Platyhelminthes; Monogenea; Polystomatidea; Polystomatidae
Source: the annotation of a GenBank genome assembly